This is a messenger RNA of Cladocopium goreaui, 1561 nucleotides long. The record is from the annotation of a GenBank genome assembly. Lineage: Eukaryota; Dinophyceae; Suessiales; Symbiodiniaceae.
UAUAAAACUGUAUAUCAUAAGCAUGACAUUGAAUAAACUGGGAUUCAGAUGGAUUCAGAAAUUUACGGCAAGGUCGCAAGAGGUGCUUUUCUCUGUAGCCAUGAACUUGUGGUGACAGCCAAUUUGUAAGUUUAAUAUAGUGUAAACAGACGCUCUCUAUAGUUAUACAGUUAUGCAGAUGUAUAGAGAUGCUGCAGUUGAUUGUGUCAAGAUCAAGUCGUACCUCUUCAAAUGUCAUUGGCUCAAGCCAGUUUUAGCGGCUUGUUUUUUGAGCAACUCCGGCCCACUUUAGAACUUUUGAAUUUUUGGUGGCCAUGGUGCGUGGAGCAAGGAAAGCUAUUGCUGUCGGAGUUGCGGUGGCUGUCGCAUGCGGUCUCCAGAAGCACUUGAAUUUUGUGCCUGGGCCUCGGCAUGCUGCUCCAGUGGCCGCAGCAGCAGCCAGCAUGAUGAUGGCUCCUGCGGCUUUUGCUGAUGAGAUCGGCGAUGCUGCAAAGAAGCUUGGGGAUGCUUCCUACUCUUUUGCCAAGGAAGUGGACUGGAACAAUGGCAUUUUCCUGCAGGCCCCUGGCAAGUUUCAGCCCUUGGAAGCUUUGAAAGCCAUUGACAAGAUGAUCGAAAUGGGGGCAGCCGCAGAUCCCAAGCUUCUGAAGGACGCAGCAGAAGCACAUCACAAGGCCAUUGGGAGCAUCAGCGGGCCAAAUGGUGUGACUUCGCGCGCUGACUGGGAUGCGGUGAAUGCAGCCAUUGGCCGUGUUGUCGCUUCGGUCCCCAAAGCAAAGGUCAUGGCCGUUUACGAUUCAGUAACAGCCAUCACGGACCCCGGAGUGCCAGCGUACAUGAAGUCCUUGGUGAACGGACCCGAUGCCGAGAAGGCCUACCAAGGAUUCCUGGAAUUCAAGGAUGUUGUUGAAAAGAACCAGGUGGCCACGGCCAGUGCUCCUGCAGUUGUGCCUUCUGGAGACAAAAUUGGUGAAGCUGCAAAAGCCUUGUCCGAUGCAUCCUACCCUUUCAUCAAGGACAUUGAUUGGCUGUCAGACAUUUACUUGAAGCCGCUUCCCGGCAAGACUGCCCCAGAGACGCUGAAAGCCAUUGACAAGAUGAUCGUGAUGGGCGCGAAGAUGGAUGGAAACCUCUUGAAGGCAGCAGCAGAGGCACACCACAAGGCCAUUGGCAGCAUUGAUGCCACUGGUGUGACGUCUGCGGCCGACUACGAAGCUGUGAAUGCAGCCAUUGGCCGCUUGGUGGCAUCCGUGCCGAAGACAACUGUGAUGGAUGUGUACAAUUCCAUGGCCGGCGUGGUUGAUUCCAGCGUCCCCAACAACCUGUUUUCGAAGGUGAAUCCAUUGGAUGCAGUGGCUGCCGCCAAGGGUUUCUACACCUUCAAAGAUGUUGUGGAGGCUUCCCAGCGCUGAAUGUGAAGACCAGCAGCAUGAAGUUGCGACAUUGCUUCAACAUGCUUUAGCAGAACACUUUUUAAAUUGUUGUAUAGAUACAGAAUGUUACGGACAUCUGUAACAGUUUCUUGACAUUUCUUGACCCAGAAGCCUCUCAAAGCCAUGGG